CUCUUACAACCAUGCCCAAACAAAACCCAAAUGUAGUGAUUUUGAGUACUGAGGAGGAUGUUGCGGAGAGUCUGGCACUCUACGUAUCCCAACUCUCUGCCAAAACCAUUCAAGAAAAGGGCUCUUUCUCUGUUGUUCUCUCCGGCGGUACUCUUAUACAAACACUUAGGAAGCUGACUUUGUCUCCGUACAAAGAAACUGUGAAUUGGUCGAAAUGGCUCAUCUUUUGGGUUGAUGAGAGAGUGGUUCCUCUUGACAACAAAGACAGCAAUUACUUGCUUGCUUGGAACGGGUUUCUUUCCAAGGUGCCAAUUCCAAAAGAUCGCAUUUUCCCCAUCAACUAUACGCGCUCACCCCAAGCCGUGGCCAAGGAUUACGAAGCCCGUCUAAGAAACCUGGUGGAGAGAAAGGUUCUCCCUCUAUCACCCACUGGUUUCCCUAAGUUCGACCUCAUGCUGCUCGGAGUCGGCCCCGACGGUCACGUCGCCUCUCUUUUCCCCAACAGGCCGCAGCGCUACGACUUAACGGAUUGGGUCACAUACAUUACCGACUCGCCUAAGCUACCGCCGGAGAGAAUCACCUUCACUUUUCCAGUGAUCAACUCCUCCGUCAACACCGCAAUUGUGGUGACCGACAAGGAGGAAGCUGAUGCCGUCGCUAUUGCGCUGAAUCCUGUUAAAAUUCUGCCGCCGCUGCCUUGCGGUGAAGUGAAGGCGGAGUCCUUAACCUGGUUUUUGGACAAGGAUGCUGCUUCCAAGCUACCUAUUAAUGCGUAAUUUAUCAUGCGCAACUUCUCUUAAUUAAUACAAGCGAUGAUCAUGAUCCAGGACCGCUGUCAUAAUAAAGGAUCAUGUUCUUUG
Messenger RNA from Sesamum indicum (sesame), 860 nucleotides. Its product is annotated as putative 6-phosphogluconolactonase 4, chloroplastic. Gene Ontology annotation, biological process: pentose-phosphate shunt; carbohydrate metabolic process. Gene Ontology annotation, molecular function: 6-phosphogluconolactonase activity. The record is from RefSeq and is a predicted model, not a curated record. Lineage: Eukaryota; Viridiplantae; Streptophyta; Magnoliopsida; Lamiales; Pedaliaceae.